AUGAACCCACUCGCUAUUGAAUAUAUAGCGCUAAGUGCGAGACAGCGAUUUACUUUUCCCAUCAACUACAGUCACAAUCUGGGCAGCUCAUUCCGAUCCGUGGCAAACUCGAAUCCUGAUUCUACCACUAGUCGCAGAACCUCAUUCGAUUCCCGUGGUUCAACCUUGUGCUUCGAAAGUCAGCCAACGCAUACGUCGUGGGAUCUUGAAAGCGAGAAGUCUCCAGAAAUGACGACAUAUUACCAUUAUGACUCUGACGGCAAUGUCACGGCCUCCACCUCUAACCCUGCUGCUGGAAUUUGCACAGGUAGCCCUUUGGCAUCGGACGCCUACGAACGGCAAGGCGACGUUGUAGGAGCCUUCCUUGCACGUCGCAGCAUGAUUUACCCCGCAUCAGGCGCCCCAGAAGCACACGAGGUAUAUAGGUCUUCUUUCUACCCAGCCGUAGCAGCCUCCAAAAGCGGCGUACAUGGCGAGUCUGUCGACCAAAGCCAUCAAUUGAGUGAGGGAGACGAGGGUUCCACCUACACAGCUGGCUCAUCAGCUAAGGCUUCCCAUACGCUUGGCUGGGCAGGCUGGGCAUCCCAAUCAGGUGUGCCGCGACCGUAUACAAAUCCUGAGUACAUUCGCCACCUGCACACCCUACAGAGUUUGCUCCCUUAUCUUCAACCUGAGCGGAAGCUCAAUGCGCUGAACGGUCCGGUGGUAGACAUCAUUGAGCAAGACACUGGGUUUUCUCUCGCUUAUCAGGUUCCAAAGAAGAUGCUGGUCCUCUUCCUUGGUCGUAAAGUGGUCAACAAGUUCAUCCGUACCAUACACCGUGAGGACGACGAGAACUGGAAAGGUGCACCAACCUCUCAAGAGAUGAAUUUACCCAAAGGAGUGGCUAGCCAGGCUUCUAUGAAGAUCCUUGUAGCUUGGAUGUUUCGGGCCUGCCAAUACCAAACCAUGGGUACGAUGAAGCAGAUCCGUAUCCCAAGGAACACUUUUGCGGCCUGCUCCUUGGCGAGGACUAUGGAGCUUUUCGAACUUCACAAAGAUGCCUUGCGGGUUGAUCAUUACAUCGCUGCAACCCACUUUGCUCGGCCAAUCUUUGCUAGUGAAUUGGAGACGCUUUGGAAUUGCCUUGGGAAAGGGAGCAGGUACGUUUAUGCGGCGAUCAAUGUAGUUGGUCGUAGACUUCGUGCAUUCGAUGCCGGCAGCACUGGAGAAGACUCACUGGGAAUUGAUGCCAAUAUGUUGGCCAUGCUCAAAGAACACCGUGACCUUGAAGCGCGGGUGCGUGAUCCCAAGUUGAACGAGCAGUACCGACCCUAUUUCAGCACCCAGUGGAUCAAAAGAUUGAACGACAAGCAGCACGACAAUCGAGACCGAAAGUUCGACAAGACGUAUAAUCAUCCUAGUGAGCCAUCAUCGAAGGAUUUUCGGGAUGAAACACCAGCGGAGGGUUUCAAAGAGGAGCCACAGCCACUGGGGCUAAGGACUACAGCGCGCAAAUUCGCCGUUCUGCGAAUCGUCCCUGAAACCAUAGAUUUGGCGAAGACCGACGUCCAAAGGUGCUCAGAAUCAAAUGAGGAUGCCAGAUAG
Messenger RNA from Alternaria burnsii, 1587 nucleotides. RefSeq lists its product as uncharacterized. The coding region runs from base 1 to 1587 and encodes 528 amino acids. The record is from RefSeq and is a predicted model, not a curated record. Lineage: Eukaryota; Fungi; Ascomycota; Dothideomycetes; Pleosporales; Pleosporaceae. The transcript has a single exon.